This is a messenger RNA of Cladophialophora psammophila CBS 110553, 1827 nucleotides long. RefSeq lists its product as uncharacterized. NCBI's taxonomy places the organism in Eukaryota, Fungi, Ascomycota, Eurotiomycetes, Chaetothyriales, Herpotrichiellaceae. Gene Ontology annotation, molecular function: protein dimerization activity; linear primary-alkylsulfatase activity. The record is from RefSeq and is a predicted model, not a curated record. Gene Ontology annotation, biological process: dodecyl sulfate metabolic process. The transcript has a single exon. Bases 1 to 1827 code for a protein of 608 amino acids.
AUGACAUCUGUCCAAUUCUCACCCUCUUUCGCUGACCGCGACGACUUUGAGAACGCCACACGCGGGUUGAUCGCGUCUCAAGACCCAUGCGUUAUCAGAGCUCGAAAUGGUCGCGUGUUGUGGGACAACGAUGCAUAUGCUUUCCUAAAAGAUGACUGUCCUGCAACUGCAGACCCUAAGCUCUGGCGGCAAGGCCAACUGAAUUCGAUCCAAGGCCUGUUCAAGGUUAACGAUGGCAUCUACCAGGUUCGUGGUUUCGAUAUCUCCAAUAUGACGAUCGUGGAAGGUCAGACUGGAGUUAUUGUUAUUGAUCCUCUUAUUUCGGUGGAAUGUGCACAAGCAGCGCUGAACCUCUACCAAAGCCAUCGAGGUGCCAGGAAAGUCACUGGAUUGAUCUAUUCACACUCUCAUGUGGAUCAUUUCGGUGGUGCUCAAGGUGUUCUGCUUGACGAUUCCUCAAUAAAUGUGCCCAUUCUUGCUCCCGAAGGCUUCAUGGGCGCUGCCCUAAAUGAAAACAUUUUCGCUGGACCAUCAAUGCGCAGACGGGCCGCUUUCAUGUAUGGAAACAAGAUCCCAAAAGGGCCAACAGGUCAAAUCGGAUGUGGACUUGGUAUGACAACUUCAGCUGGGGCUAUUUCUAUGGUCCCACCAACUGUUUUGAUCAAGAACACCGGUGAAGAACAUGUCGUGGACGGAGUCAGAAUCGUGUUUCAGGUGGUACCAGAGACGGAAGCUCCGGCGGAAAUGAAUUUUUACUUUCCGGACCGCCGGGCCCUAUGCAUUGCAGAGUGCGCUACUCACGGCAUGCAUAACAUCGUCACGCUUCGUGGCGCUGAGGUGCGAGAUGCGAAAGCCUGGUCACGAUAUUUGGACGAGACCAUCGUCCUCUUCGGUGAGGUUUCAGAUGUCUUAUUUGCCGGGCACAACUGGCCGACUUGGGGCUCAGCCAACAUCAUCGAGCUUGUGUCGGAACAACGAGACCUGUAUGGAUACAUGCACGACCAAACUGUGCGGCUGAUGAAUGCUGGUUUGACAGGUAUUGAAAUCGCGGAAAUCAUGACAUUGCCACCCGCAUUGCAGCAGGCUUGGCACGCUCAGGGCUACUAUGGAUCGCUGAGCCACAACAUCAAGGGUAUCUAUCAAAAGUACAUGACCUGGUUUGAUGGGAAUCCAGCACAUCUGUGGCAAUAUCCUCCUGCCGAGGAAGGAAAGCGUUAUCUGUCUUGCAUGGGUAGUGUGGAUGAAGUUGUCCGAAAGGCCGAGACCUUUGCGAAAGAGGGUGAUCUCCGCUUCGCGGCGACGCUACUUGGUCACGCCGUUGCCGCAGAGCCUGCUCACGGAAAGGCAAGGGCCGCUCUGGCAUUGGUAUUUGAAAAGCUCGGAUUCGGUGCAGAAAAUGCCACCUGGCGCAACUUCUAUCUCACCUCGGCCCAGGAACUGCGAUCUGGCUGGAACACGGAAAGAAGUCUUACUGCUAUGGAUGCAGUGAAUCCACAACUCUCUGUCGAGCAAUGGCUAGCGGGGUUCUCUGUUCGAAUUGAUGGGCCUAGAGCCGUACGACAAAAUUUCGCGUUCGGCUUACAUGUCGUCGAUACAGAGGAAAAGUGGAAGUUGAUCAUGAGCAAUGGCGCUCUUACAUAUCGAAGGCAGCCCGACGAUGCCAGUGACGUCGACUUGACAUUGAAGAAAGCAGAGCUUCGGCAAAUGUUGGAGGGUAACCUAAAGCUCCCCCCUGUUCAAUCACGAGGCGACCCAGGUUUGCUGAGGCUCCUUUUGUCCCUGGUCUCGGGCGCAGAUUCGAAUGAAGCACGGAACAGCCAUAUAUAG